Messenger RNA from Ictalurus punctatus (channel catfish), 2234 nucleotides. Its product is annotated as interferon-induced protein with tetratricopeptide repeats 1-like. The transcript has 2 exons. Lineage: Eukaryota; Metazoa; Chordata; Actinopteri; Siluriformes; Ictaluridae. The coding region runs from base 1 to 1047 and encodes 348 amino acids. Gene Ontology annotation, cellular component: cytosol. Gene Ontology annotation, biological process: defense response to virus. Gene Ontology annotation, molecular function: protein binding. The record is from RefSeq and is a predicted model, not a curated record.
AUGAACUCCAGAGGUAGAAGGGAAAGACUCAAAUAUCUGGUAGACUGGGAGGGGUAUGGACCAGAGGAGCAGUGCUGGGUCCCAGCCCAGGACAUUCUGGAUGCAAAUCUGCAUAGCGACUUCCACGCAGCGCACCCAGACAGACAAGGCCCCCGGAGGAGAGGGAGGCCUUGGGGGGAUUCGGCUCCCGGAGCUCUGAAUGAAAAUGAUACAGAUCUCACCGAUCUUCUGAACAGGCUCGAAGAACAGCUUAACCUGGAUCUCGGUUGGGAGGCAGGAGUUGCGCACACACACAGCUGUAUGGGAUAUGUGAAGUUUCUUCUAGGCUCCAAUAUUGAGGCUCUCAGCAACUUAGAGAGAUCUGUAGAGCUCACCAAGUCUCAUGGAAAUGACUGUGACAAGCUGCUUGUUGUUGCCUAUGGAGACCUUGCAUGGUUAUACUAUCAUAUGGGUAAUUUUGCAGAAUGUGAAAGCUACCUGAAUAAACUGAGCGAAAUUAAAGAGAAAUAUCCGUCUGUCCCAUACGCCGAGGUGCUUGGAGAAAAAGGAUGGACCUUCCUCAAGUUUUCUCGGAAAUAUUAUGAAAGGGCUAAAGAGUGCUUCAGGAAGGCCCUGGAGCUGGACCCAGAGGAGGGUGAAUGGAAUGCCGGCCUUGCCAUUGCUCUGUAUCGGGCAGAUGAUAUGUUCAAAGAUCCAGUGGUAAUUGAUCAACUUAGACGGGCCAUAGCCACUAACCCAGAUGAUGAUGUUCUUAAAGUUCUGCUUGGUUUGAGAUUGGCUGCUUACAAAAAGUAUAGAGAGGCAGAGAGCCUAGUGGAGCAAGCCUUAGAGCGGUCUCCAGAACACCCCCAUGUGAUGCGAUAUGUUGGGAAGUAUUUCCGGAAUGAAGGAUCUGUGGACAGGUCUAUUGCCCUUCUAAAGAGAGCGUUAGAGAAAGUGUCCAACGCAACCUUUAUACACCAUCAGCUGGGGCUCUGCUACAAGAAAAAGAUCCUGAAUCUGAUGCAAGCAGGAAGCCACCACACAAAAGGUUUUGAAAUUAAGUGACCUCGAGAGCAGUGUAUUUACCAUUUGUAGAUGGCAAUUGAACUGAAGACCAGCUUCAUCAUUGCUAUGAAUGAACUGGCCCUCCAGUAUGGGGCGAACCGGGAUAAGCUGAAAGCAGAAGAAAUGUUCCAGAAUUCAUUUCAGGUAGCUAGAGAAAAAAACGAGCACAUACAGUCUGUUCAUCACUGUUAUGCAGAAUUCCAGCAGUACUGUAUGAAAUGUGAGCCUGAUGCCAUCAAACACUACACUGAAAGUCUGAAGAUAAAUCCAAAUACAUAUAAUGGAAGGAAAAGUGCUAAAAGUCUGCAAAAGAUUGCAGAGAGAAGAAUUGAGAACAACCCAAGGGAUGGAGAGGCCUUUGGAAUACUUGGAAUCAUUCAUAAGGAAAAAGGAGAAAAACAACAAGCCUUGAGAAAAACAACAAGAGUGCUUUGAGCAAGCGCUGAGCUUUGUAGACAAUGAGGAUUACCUCACAGAUCUUUGUGAACUUAGGCUUUCAUUACAGUAAUAUUACCAAUAUGCAUUAUGUUACACAGAAAAUUAUUUACACAUUCAUGUGAUUUAAUGGUAAUAGUGUAAUAUCUGUAAUAAUAUAUGUACUGUGGAUAAGACACUAAGAUUAAUCUUAGUAAUGGUUUGAAUUUAUGAUCAUUAGGCCAGUAUAAUAUUUGAUCAUUAAUAAAUUUCUUUUCAUUAUGAUGAAUAUAAAUUUAGGUUGUUCUCCUGCAACAAAAUGAACAUAAAGAUUUUUUUAAUCGUGCGUGUAUGUAUGUAUGUAUGUGUGUGUGUGUGUGUGUGUGUGUGUGUACCAGAAAACCGAGAGAUGAUAUGCUGCUGUAUUAAGACGAAAUGACCAAUUGUCCUUUGAUUUUGUCUUACAUCAUUUACACUUCACAGUGUACACUUCACUAACCCUAACCCUUAGUUGUGGAACCAGCUAAUAACACUAUGUCGGUGGUCCUCCAAGAAAAAAAAAAAGCAGAUUACAAUCAGUAAUGCACAUCAGAAAUGUCAAUGUGCAUAAAACGUAAAGUGCAGGUUUAUUGCAGAACACAUACCGCAAACACACGUCCAACUUAUUUUCUCUUAGAAGUGAGGAUGUCUAUGUAUAAAAGCCUCGCAUGGCAGCGGUGGGAUUCGAACCCACGCCCCCGAAGAGACUGGAGCCUUAAUCCAGCGCCUUAGAC